AUGUUGCGCGUCGCCGUCAUCAGUUGGCUGGCGCUCUCGUGCGCGGCUCGACCGCAGGACGUCGCCAACAAUCGCGUCGUCGUGUUGUCGCCGAACGACGACGCCGACGCGAUUCACGUGGACGCGGCGUUGGCGGCGCCGCUCGAGGACGUCGCGUACGCGUACGCCGUCGAUUUCGCGGUGCCGGCGAGUUUGCCGCAAUUGCAGUGCCUCAAAUCGGCGCGCUACGCCACCGUGUUCGUGCGCGGCUUCAAUCCGGCCGGCAAGGGCUCGUUCGACGCCAACAGUGUGACGACGAUCAGAAACGCCUAUUCAGCUGGCCUCGGCAUCGAGGUCUACGUGACACCGCAGCCGGCGUCGAAGCUCACCGGCGCCCAGCAGCUCGACGCCGUCUAUCAAGGCCUCACGAAGAACUCGAUAGUGGUGCGCUCGAUGUGGCUUCAGGUGACGUCGCCGGCCAACUGGCCGGGAAGCGUCUCAUCGCACGUCAACUUCAUCAGCAGCUUCGUGUCGGGCGCCAAAAAGUACGGCCUCACCGUCGGCAUCUACACGAACCAAUACGAUUGGUCGCAAAUCACCGGCAAUUGGAAGUCGCUGGAUCGCAACACACUGCUGUGGUAUUGGCACGUGCUCGGCGGCGGCGUCACCGGCGAAACGACGCCGACGUUCGACGACUUCCGCCCGUUCGGACCGUUCGCCCAUCCCAGCGUCAAACAGUUCGCGCAGGUCGAGACCAUCUGUCAGUUGACCGUCAACCGAAAUGUCUACGCCGUCGGAAUUCCGGAAUUUGUCGGCGGCGAGCGCAUCAGCAAAUCGUCGAACAUCGUCAAGAGUGGCGGCGACGAGAUUGUCGUCGGAACCAUUGGAAUUUAA
Messenger RNA from Caenorhabditis bovis, 873 nucleotides. NCBI's taxonomy places the organism in Eukaryota, Metazoa, Nematoda, Chromadorea, Rhabditida, Rhabditidae. The record is from the annotation of a GenBank genome assembly.